UUAGCUUUACAAAAGAACAACCCUUUUUUUUUCUUCCUUAGGCAAACUUUUUCCAAGUAUAUUAUAUAUUACAUUAUUAAUAUGGAUUCUUUAGGAGCUUCUUUCCUUGAUGGAGAAUGGGAUUUCUUUCGCAAAAUGUUUGCUAAUGAGGAUCAUGAAUAUUACUCAUCACAAUUUCUUAGCCAAAAUUCACUUUUGCAAGAAGAAAAUGAUGGAUUGAACAAUGAAACACAAUCCACAUUUUCCUCUAUUGAAGCUUGUGAAAAUGAGCCUAUGAUUUAUUCUUUUGAUCAUGAUCAUAUUUCAAACUCACAAUAUAUUUCUCAAGAGAAUAGUUAUGGUAGCAAGUGUAGUGACAUUGAUAAUACAAACUACUAUUUUAGUUAUGAUGGUAAUGUAUUAGCAAAUAAUAUUAAUACUUUUAUAUCAUCCAUGGAUUUUUGCGCGGAUGAUAAAUUUUUUGCUUCUUCUAUCACACCCUUUAAUGAGAUUGUUAUGGAAGAGAGUGUUAACAUGAAUGAAGAUGCUGCAAGUGAUGAUAGAUUGGAGAAAAAUGAUUAUAGUACUCAAAUUAUGCAACUCAAAAGGAAACUUGAUGUGAUAGACGUGGAGGUUCCUAUUGAAGAAAAAAUUAUAAACAACAAAGCAGACAAUCAGAAGAAAAAACCUCGUGUUUCAAAAGAUGGGUGCAUGAAAAAUGCAAGGUGUAAAAAGAACCAAAAACUUGGUAGCAAUGAAGAGGAGAGAGAAGAGAGUAAUAGAGGAUCAAUUAAUGGACAUAGCUCUAGUAGUAACAUUUCAGAUGAGGAUAAUGUUUCUCAAGAAAAUAGUGGAGGAACUACUUCAGGAUCUAAAUCUGCUCUCAAUUCAAAUGGGAAGACAAGAGCUAGUAGAGGAUCAGCAACAGAUCCCCAAAGCCUAUAUGCAAGGAAAAGAAGAGAGAGGAUAAAUGAGCGACUAAGAAUCCUACAAAAUCUUGUACCAAAUGGAACAAAGGUUGAUAUAAGUACAAUGCUUGAAGAGGCAGUGAAUUAUGUGAAAUUUUUGCAGCUUCAAAUCAAGCUUUUGAGCUCUGAUGAUAUGUGGAUGUACGCACCACUUGCUUAUAAUGGACUUGACAUUGGACUCAAUCUCAAUAAUCUCAAGAGUUCUCUACCACUAUGAUCAGCUUCAAAGAUUUUUUACUUUGUUUAAUUAUUGUAAUAACUAUUAAAGGAAAAGCAAUUCCUUAGAAAGGGAAACUAAAAAGAAAAACAUAUAAAAUGAAAUGAGCAAUAUAUAAUAUGUAUUCUUAUUGGCGGAUGUGAAUAAAAUAGCAAUAU
Molecule: messenger RNA, 1322 nt
Organism: Cicer arietinum (chickpea)
Lineage: Eukaryota; Viridiplantae; Streptophyta; Magnoliopsida; Fabales; Fabaceae
Biological process (GO): regulation of transcription by RNA polymerase II
Cellular component (GO): nucleus
Molecular function (GO): DNA-binding transcription factor activity, RNA polymerase II-specific; protein dimerization activity; RNA polymerase II cis-regulatory region sequence-specific DNA binding
Source: RefSeq, a predicted model, not a curated record